AUGUUACGCGAUCCUGCUAAUCCGUUGGAGUUCACAUCCAUUCGCAAAUGGGGCUUCACCUUCAUCAGCUCGAUCUCAGCGCUCUCUAUCGCCUUUGCAUCCUCUGCGUAUAGUGGAGGUAACAGAAGCAUCAUCUCUGAAUUUGACGCAUCACAGCAUGUUGUCGUUCUGAGACUUUCUUUGUUUGUUCUGGGGCUUGCCAUUGGACCUCUACUUUGGGGUCCCUUGAGCGGUAGGAACUCUUUUCCAGCUGUCAACUUCUGUACUGAUGUUCGUCCAGAGCUUUACGGCCGGAAAUAUGUGUUUUCGUUUACCUACGCCGUGGUUAAUAUAUUCAGUGUCGCUACCGUGGUUGCGCCCAGCGUACAAAGUCACAUCAUCUUCCGCUUCCUCGCUGGCGCCUUUGGCUUUUCAUAUCAGACUAAUGCCGGUGGAGCUAUUGCAGACAUGUUCGAAGCUGGAGAGCGAGGAUUGGCACUGACCAUCUUUGCGGCUGCUCCGUUCCUCGGCCCAGUUAUUGGCCCAAUCGUUAUUGGCUUUGUUGAUCAGAAUCUAGGCUGGCGCUGGGUUCAGGGUGCGAUGAUGAUAUUCGUCGGUGCCGUCUGA
Messenger RNA from Alternaria arborescens, 606 nucleotides. RefSeq lists its product as hypothetical. The record is from RefSeq and is a predicted model, not a curated record. The coding region runs from base 1 to 606 and encodes 201 amino acids. Lineage: Eukaryota; Fungi; Ascomycota; Dothideomycetes; Pleosporales; Pleosporaceae. Gene Ontology annotation, molecular function: transmembrane transporter activity. The transcript has 2 exons. Gene Ontology annotation, biological process: transmembrane transport.